GGGCCAAGGAAGAGAGGGACAAGAACUUCCACUCGUGGUUGGUCUGGAAGGCUGCUUAACAGCUGUGAGGGCUCAAAUAGGUUUGUUUUGCAAAUUGUGGCAAUUGGGCUGGAGGUGAGAUGGUGAAUGUCUCAUUGUUAUGCUCUGCCAAAAAGGGAGCUCUUGAUCCCUUCUGACCUUGACAGGACCUCCAAAAUGUUCAGUCUGGCCCUGGAACAGGGAAAUGCAGUUGGCUAGUCCGGAUUCCUUCCCUUUUCUUGGAGGAGGGGCAGUUUGGGGGAUAUAAGCAACACCCCCCCCCCCCCCCCCCGCUGUCACCCUCCGCCCCCUUUGGGGUCCCUCGCGCCCACUUGCUGCCCCCAUCCUGGGGCCCGAGCCCCCACCUCCACCAUCCCUUUCGGUUUCUUCCCUCCAGCCUGUGCCUCUUCCCUCUCCCUCUCUCCCUCUCUCUCUCCCACUUUUCCUCCCUCUCGCGCUCCGUCUCACACGCACCCUCUGUUUAUUUUCCUGCCUCCAUCUGGGCCCUGCUGAUAUUGUAAUCACCCUGAUGCACGUUGGCUUCUCUCCUCUCCCUCCUGCGCUCACACACUCACUCACACACAAUGUGCCAUCCUGACAAGCCUUUUACUUCUGAUAAGCUCCGAUGUGUGUUUAAUGAAUACAAAGCCGCGGUCUGGGUGCCGCCUCGGCUGCGGCCGCUCUCCUGCGCUCCUUUGCCAGAAGAUCGGACUGAGAAGCACUCCACGAUGCCAGACUCACCUGUGGAUGUGAAGACCCCAUCCAGGCUGACUCCUCCCACCAUGCCACCUCCCCCCACAACUCAAGGAGCUCCAAGAACCAGUUCAUUUACGCCGACGACUUUAACUAAUGGCACGAGCCAUUCACCCACAGCCUUGAAUGGCGCCCCCUCGCCGCCCAAUGGCUUUAGCAAUGGGCCUUCCUCCUCUUCCUCUUCUUCUCUGGCUAAUCAACAGCUGCCCCCAGCCUGUGGCGCCCGGCAGCUCAGUAAGCUGAAACGGUUCCUUACUACCCUGCAGCAGUUUGGCAAUGACAUUUCUCCAGAGAUAGGAGAGAGAGUCCGCACCCUCGUACUAGGACUGGUGAACUCUACUUUGACAAUUGAAGAAUUUCAUUCCAAACUGCAAGAAGCUACUAACUUCCCACUGCGACCUUUUGUCAUCCCAUUUCUGAAGGCCAACUUGCCCCUGCUGCAGCGCGAGCUCCUCCACUGCGCAAGGCUGGCCAAACAGAACCCUGCCCAGUACCUCGCCCAGCAUGAACAGCUGCUUCUGGACGCCAGCACCACCUCACCUGUUGACUCCUCAGAGCUGCUUCUCGAUGUGAACGAAAACGGGAAGAGGCGAACUCCAGACAGAACCAAAGAAAAUGGCUUUGACAGAGAGCCUUUGCACUCAGAACAUCCAAGCAAGCGACCAUGCACUAUUAGCCCAGGCCAGCGGUACAGUCCAAAUAACGGCUUAUCCUACCAGCCCAAUGGCCUGCCUCACCCCACCCCACCUCCACCUCAGCAUUACCGUUUGGAUGAUAUGGCCAUUGCCCACCACUACAGGGACUCCUAUCGACACCCCAGCCACAGGGACCUCAGGGACAGAAACAGACCUAUGGGGUUGCAUGGCACACGUCAAGAAGAAAUGAUUGAUCACAGACUAACAGACAGAGAAUGGGCAGAGGAAUGGAAACAUCUUGACCAUCUGUUGAACUGCAUCAUGGACAUGGUGGAGAAGACACGGCGGUCCCUCACCGUGCUGCGGCGGUGUCAGGAGGCCGACCGCGAGGAGCUGAAUUACUGGAUCCGGCGCUACAGCGACGCUGAGGACUUGAAGAAAGGUGGCGGCGGCGGCGGCGGCCACUCCCGGCAGCAGAGCCCCGUCAACCCGGACCCGGUGGCGCUAGAUGCGCAUCGGGAAUUCCUUCACAGGCCUGCUUCUGGAUACGUGCCAGAGGAGAUCUGGAAGAAAGCUGAGGAGGCGGUCAACGAGGUGAAGCGCCAGGCGAUGACCGAGCUGCAGAAGGCGGUGUCGGAGGCCGAGCGGAAAGCCCAUGACAUGAUCACGACCGAGCGUGCCAAGAUGGAGCGCACGGUGGCGGAGGCCAAGCGGCAGGCGGCGGAGGACGCGCUGGCCGUCAUCAAUCAGCAGGAGGAUUCGAGCGAGAGUUGCUGGAACUGCGGCCGCAAAGCAAGCGAAACCUGCAGCGGCUGUAACACAGCCCGGUACUGUGGCUCAUUUUGCCAGCACAAAGACUGGGAGAAGCACCACCACAUCUGCGGACAGACCCUGCAGGCCCAGCAGCAGGGGGACACGCCCGCGGUCAGCUCCUCCGUCACGCCCAACAGCGGGGCCGGGAGCCCCAUGGACACACCACCAGCAGCCACCCCGAGGUCGACCACCCCGGGGACCCCUUCUACCAUAGAGACAACCCCUCGCUAGACGUGAACUCAGAACUGUCAGAGGAAAGACAACACAACCAACACGGAACCAAUUCCUCGUCCUCAGAUGCUCAAAGUUGUUUUUUUGUUUGUUUCUAGAUGAACUAUCCUAUUUCAGUACUUCAGCCAGAGAGGACCUAACUGUAUCUUGAGGUAGUAGUAAAACAGAGGGCCAGUAACGGGUCGUAAUGACUUAUUGUGGAUAACAAAGAUAUCUUUUCCUUAGAGAACUGAAAAGAGAGCAGAGAAUAUAACAUGAAAUGAUAGAUUUGACCUCCUCCCUGUUAUUUUCCAGUAGCUGGGAUUUUAAACUAGGUGACCUCAUUAACCGAUGCUUUACCAAACAGCAAACCAAGAGAUUGCUAAUUGCUGUUGAAAGCAAAAAUGCUAAUAUUAAAAGUCACAAUGUUCUUUAUAUACAAUAAUGGAAAAAAAAAAAAAGAGGAAAACCCUCAAGGGCAUGAGCAUUGGCUACAGCGGUAGACAUUUUAACAAGAAGAUGAAUGGCGUCCGUGGGUUGCUAACUGAACUUUGAAGACCCGCUACAAAACGCGCAGAUGUGUAGCAUAUUGGAAGGAGACACAGAUGUUCGUUUUUUUUUUUUUUUUCCUGUUUCUGAAAAGAAAUAAUAAUAUCCAGGUCAACAGAAUGAAAAAUGAAAGAUGAUUUGCAGUGGGAUGUAUGAAUACAGCAGCAAGAAAAAAAAAUGCCAUAGUACAAAAGGCUCCUUUUAUAUAUAUAUAUACAUACAUAUAUAUAUACACAAGCACACAUUCACACCACACACACACACACACACACAAACACACACACACACAAAGUAAGAGACUCAGCCUGCAGUUAAUUAGCAUUCUGGCAGCUUUGACAUCAGCCAGCUGCCCUAAAUAACCCUUCGACGUUUCUUCACUUUUGCAAGGUUCCACAGAGUAAGACAUUGGGUCUAUUCCAGCUCAUUCAUUUUUAUAUUGAAAAAUAAUUUAAAAAAAAAUGGUGGCUCCAGCUCCAGCCCCUUUCCAAAUUUUUUCAACCCCACCCUGUUUGGAUUUUUAAUUAAAAACUAGUAGUUCUCUUGGUGUUAAAACACUUCUGUCCUGUGAGGUUUCCCAAUGGUGUUUUUCUUGUAAAUGUGUUGGACAAAUGUGAAGAUGCAUUGUAGUUUAACCAUAUGCCCACAUUUAGUCUCUUUAUUCCUAGUUGGUGAGAAACCUGUAUCUUUCUAUGCUGCUUUUAUAUCUGUAUGUAUUAGUGAUAUUUCUCUAGUAGUUCGGAAAAAAAAAAAAAAGGAAAAAAAAAAGACUCUUUUUUUUUUUGGUUGUCCUAAAGAAAAGAAAAAAAGGCUAUCUUUCGGAGCUGCUAUUUCUCUCUUAUAGGAUUUUUUUUCCUGAAAACCAGCAUGCUUCACGGAAUGCUAACAUAUUGGUGUUUUUGUAAGAGGGAUGUACAUAAAUGUAUUUUGCACUGUCAUGAUGACUCCCUAGGCAUGCUUUUUUUUUUUUUUUUUUUUUGAGCAAACUUUUAAAUAUGCUAGAGCCAUUUCACCAAGUUUAGCUGUAGCAUAGAGUAGUAGUGGAAUUUUCCUUUCCCUUUUUUUUUUUUUUUUUGGAAAAAUCAUUAUUAGGGACUUUUUUAAAAAAAUAAAAUAACAAGAUAUCCUACUUAAAAAAAAAAAAGACAGUGCAUGCAUAUUGCUGUAAGGUUGUUUAAGUAUUUCUAAUUUUACAAAAAAAAAAAAAAAAAAGAUAAAUCAUUAGAGCUCCAAAUGCUGAGGUGUAGACUGACAGCUUUAACACUGCUGAAUGCCAGGUUAUACAGUAUUCUUACAAAAAGGGAAGUCAGCCAAAGACUGAUCUGAUGGACCAAAAUCGGAAUUUUGAAAAGCACCAGUACUACUUUCCAAAUGAUCAGCAGGUUAAACAUGUUCAGCAAGGUAUAGUGUGAAUCCAUUAACCCUUCGUUGUCCAGGGUCCAGACCAGAACUACUUGUUAGUUUUGAAAACAGUAGCCCAGGAUGUGGUUGUGUGCUUUAGAGAAGGUCAGCAGUGCUGCAGGCUGUGUAGACAACCAAAGUUUUUGAGGCUGGGAAGACACUUCUCCACAUACAUACACACAACAGGCAUUUAUUUAGAAAUCUAAAGCAAUCCAUUAACUUUGUUUUGGUUUUUCUUUUCUUUUUUUUUCUUUCUUUCCUUAUUCUUUUUUUUUUUUUUUUUAAUGUCGCCCUUGGAUACGAUUUUAAAUGGUUUUUAAGUAACUGCAUAGAGGCAGUUCUAAAUGGGUUCUCUUUAAGCCUCUCAAACCUGACAUUUUUAGCAUCCCCCCCCCCAUCUCUUUUCAUAUACAGGUUGGUUUUAAUUUUGUUUGGGUGGUGUUAUUUUUUAACGGCUUUUUAGUUUAGAAAGUUUUGAUGAGCAAAUAAAUACAUCUAUCUGCAUGUUGGAAGUCCAUCUGCCAGCACACCUGCUUCGAGUGGAAUGAAAGCACAUAACCAGGCUCCGAAUGGGUUAUAUUUUAUCAUGGUGCUCCCAGAAUCCUUUGACCUCACUCUGCUUUCUAGUCUGCUUGUGACACUGGACAGUCCUUUCUUACAGAGCUAUUAUAUGUUCUAGGCUACGAAGGGUUAAAUAAUCCCAAAAAUGAGGUAUGUCAUACCCACACGUCUUUAUCUCUAGAAGCUGUGAUGUAUGUGAAACAGCACUGUUAUUCUUAACACUAGUGUGUAAAAUAAGGAUUAGUACAGUACGUCUCAUUACUUUUAAUUCAGGGCACCCUGAGUGAAAACAAAUACAAAAAAAUCCCUAACUCUGAGCUCUAUCUCUGAUUCCUCUUCCUCCUUCCCCUCUUCCUCCUCCUCCUCUUCCUCUCCUCCUGUUUUGCUACAUUCUCCUCAGUGGCAAAAAGUCUCACUCUACCUCUGACAGCAUGUAUAUUGCACCAGUAGCUAACAAAAACUGGUCUAGUCAAACCAAAUGGGCACAAAAGAACCAGGAUACCAAAAGUUAAGCUCAUACAGCUGCAAACCAUAUCACUUCUUGGUAACAAUGCAGACCUCAUAAACCUAAAGAAGAGAAAGAAAAGAAAACUUUUGUUACUUUCCUUUUUUGCUUGUCACUUAUAUACAGGCUAUGUGAGAGUAUAAUUUGUAGGUAUAACACAUUUAAAAAAAAAAAGUUAUCUUCAUUGGAUAGAAUUGAAUGGUGGUCGCUGAUAGGAAUAGGGCGUCCUCUAUCUCUUAUCUCUGUCUCUGACUCUUUUCUCUUUCUCUUUUUCUCUGUCAUGAGACUGUGUGUGACAGGGCCACCUGUCUUUUAAAUUUUUUUUCUUAACUUUUUUUUUUUUUUUUUUAUGUGUAGGUGCAUGUCUUGGGGAUUUAAAAAUUUCAAGGCUGGUUUACUUAUGCAAAGCAUGCCUACGUCUGGAAUACUUAGGGAAAGAAAGCGACUCCAUAUUGUCCGAAUUC
This is a messenger RNA of Mustela lutreola (European mink), 5906 nucleotides long. RefSeq names its product RUNX1 partner transcriptional co-repressor 1 (gene RUNX1T1). Gene Ontology annotation, molecular function: transcription corepressor activity. Gene Ontology annotation, cellular component: nucleus. Gene Ontology annotation, biological process: DNA-templated transcription; negative regulation of DNA-templated transcription. The record is from RefSeq and is a predicted model, not a curated record. NCBI's taxonomy places the organism in Eukaryota, Metazoa, Chordata, Mammalia, Carnivora, Mustelidae.